UUAUUUCUCCACUUCCCACAUCAAAGUUAUUUUCCCCUGCCGUGGGUCAUAUAUAAUGUGUGAUAAUGGGUCUUUCACAUUCAUACAUGAUCAUAUUGUAGUUAAUGUAAAACUCUAUUGAGGGUAUUAUCCACUCCAACCCAACAAGUUCUAUCAAUUUAACCCCUUAUUGCAUUCUAUUAAUUUUACCAUGUCAACCUUCAAACUUGGUCUCUACCUUCUUCUAUUUGUCUUUACCCACCACCUGCUUCCAAGUCAAGUGGCCGCUGCCUGCAGAGAGAAGAAGCAGAAGGAUCUACUUCAUGACAUAAACACUUACAGAAAAGUGUUAAACCUUCCAAUCUUUAAGAAAAGUGACAAACCAUCUUGUUUAGCCAACAAAAUUGCAAAUGAUCUAGAAGAUAAGCACUGUGAAGAUUAUUUUCACUAUUACCCUUUACCAGGUAGCAACCCCAAAAUUCCUAACUUCCAAAAGAGUGUUGAGAAAUGCAAGAUAAGCAUCAACACAACAAAAGAUGGGGUGAUUAUGCCUGUUUGUGUGCCAAAAUUGGACCCUGAUAAUUUGUUUUCUAAUUAUACUAAGUCUAAUCGAUAUAUAAAGUAUUUGAAAAAUUCAAAGUAUGUAAUAGCAGGGGUUGGGUCUGAUUCUGAUAAUGAGUGGAUGGUUCUCAUUAUUAGCACAAACACUACUUCUGGAGAUUUUUCUUCUGCUACUUCUUUGCUUGGUGAAGCUAUGAAGGGUCAUUGGGUGUUGAUGACUACUUUCUUGAGUGUGCUCGUUUUACUGUUCAGCUAAAUUGUUUGUUCUGUUUCAUUUGGUGGAUUUUUCUUUUUCUUUUUAUAUUCACUUUUUUUUGUUGUUGGUAUUGAGAUAUUUUGUUAUUGUUUUUUGUUUUAUGUACUUUUUUUUGUAUAUUGGAGUGUUCUAUCAUUUUGUGAAGUUGUUGAUGAUAUUGCAGUGUACUUGUAAGGGAUUGUGUAUAUUGGAAUUUGAUUGAUUAUAUUUGGAAAAUAAAAUUUAAGUUGGUCUUGAA
Molecule: messenger RNA, 1034 nt
Organism: Cicer arietinum (chickpea)
Lineage: Eukaryota; Viridiplantae; Streptophyta; Magnoliopsida; Fabales; Fabaceae
Source: RefSeq, a predicted model, not a curated record